CACCCAAAAGCGCUCUCCCACUAAUCAGAGUGAUUAAUCGUUAAUCACUUCCAAUCCCCUCAUUAGCAACCUUUUAAUCAUAACGAUGCCUGGAGCAAGGAUUAGAGUCCCGAUUCGGCAGCACGGCUUCAUGUACAACAGCAGCCUCGAAUCGGCGGCGGCCCAGUCUUCGUCGGCGGGGAGCCCAGCGAUCUCCGACGUGGAUGAUCCUCUGUUCGGGUUCCUCGACGGCGGAAAUUACAACAACAGUAGUUACGAGGGAUCGUCGCCGGAGAGCGGAUACCGGGAGAAUCACGACGAAGACGAGGCAACGACCGAUCCGGCGGAAGAUGAGGAAGAGAUCAGGAGGUUUUGGGAGAACCAACACCAACUACUACAGGCGACGUUGUGUAGAACGAGCUCGCUGGAAACAGGGAUUCGGAACCUGACGAAAGAAGCGGUGAAGGAAAUUGAGAUGGCCGGAACAAUCUGCUGCUGCGGCGGCAGGGUCAUGGUCGGAGGUUGCCGGAGUUGCUUGAUGGCCGAGAUCGCCGGCAGGCUGAGGAACGCCGGUUACAACAGCGGCAUUUGCCGGACCAAAUGGAGAAGCUCCCCGGAUAUUCCAUCUGGAGAGCACACAUUUUUGGACGUGAUCGACACCACGAGCUCGAAGAUAGGAGAAGUGAGGGUGAUCAUCGAGCUGAACUUCCGGGCCGAGUUCGAGAUGGCGAAGGCGAGCGACGAGUACGGCCGGCUCGUCCGCCGGCUGCCGGAAAUCUUCGUCGGGAAAAUCGAGAGGCUCGCCAGCGUGAUAAAGAUACUGUGUACGGCGGCGAAGAAGUGCCUGAGCGAGAAGAAGAUGCACAUGGGUCCGUGGCGGAAGCACCGUUACAUGCAGGCCAAAUGGCUGGGGACUUGUCGCGACCGGAAGACGCCGUCGUCGUCGGGUAGUGAUUUUGCGGCGGCGGCGGGGUGCAUGGGGAGGCGGAAGGCGCGGUCGUCGAUGCUGACGGUGGAUUUGCUGGACAUGUUGCCCAAUAUGCACUGCACCGCCGUGGGAGUCAUGUGAUUGAUUUUGUCUUUUUGAUCUUUAAAGCGGGUGAUAAUUAUGGGUUUGGUUAGAGAGAUGAAUAUAUAGCGGAGUUUUCUUUGUCUUCUAGUUCAAAAGUGUUGGUGUAAUAUAUUGUAAAAGGGUUUGAAGAAUAUAAUGGCCUAGAAUUCCAAAAGCAUCGUCUUUUUUUUUUUUA
Messenger RNA from Linum tenue, 1226 nucleotides. Lineage: Eukaryota; Viridiplantae; Streptophyta; Magnoliopsida; Malpighiales; Linaceae. The record is from the annotation of a GenBank genome assembly.